Messenger RNA from Suillus discolor, 1307 nucleotides. RefSeq lists its product as uncharacterized. Lineage: Eukaryota; Fungi; Basidiomycota; Agaricomycetes; Boletales; Suillaceae. The transcript is spliced from 15 exons. The record is from RefSeq and is a predicted model, not a curated record. Bases 89 to 1027 code for a protein of 312 amino acids.
GAUGAUCUGAUGAUCUUGCGACUCGUUAAAGUUCGUCAAUGCGCCAAGAUACCCGCAAUUCGAAGGGACUUUCUAUGGCCCCAUAUUGAUGGGUUCGCCGUUCAUGCUGAUAAAAGAUGAGAAGGUUCAUGAGCCUGAGGGUCUGCAAUUCUUAGCAUACACAUUCGCGUCGAUGACUACACUCUGGAUCUAUGAUUUUGCUUGUUCAUUUCACGAAGAGUUGACGUUCCUACUUCGAUCGCGCUGGACCAAGGUUAAAGGCCUUUAUGUUAUUGCACGAUAUGUCCCCUUUCUCAUCCUUAUCACGUACCAGUUUUGUAUGUUCAACUCUAGUACACAUCUCACCGAUUAUGCGUUGACAUACUGCGCUUCAGUGUAUUCCACCCCGAAUGAAAAUCCCAAUAAAUGCCAUAUGGUGAAGAUCAUCUACUUCUUUUUAAGCGUCAUAUCGAUCGCUUGUUCCGAAUUCUUGUUUUUGCUCAGAACAUAUGUGCUCUGGAACAAGAAUGGAAUCGUACUCAUAGCCAUGUUGUUCAUCUUUUCUGUUGUGGCAGUUGCAUCGAUCGCCGUCGACGUUGUCACUGUUGAUGUCUCACAUGUUGCGACCAACAUGAUGCAGGGCACCCAAGGCUGCUACCGGACCUUAUCUGGUGUCCAAAUUUCCAUAACGUUUCUUCUCUUGUUUGGGUUUCAACUAGGACUCGCCCUCCUCACACUCAUACGUGCCGUACAGAGGUGGCGGGCGGUGAAUUACCCUCUGUACGACGUCCUGGUGAAGCAUAACAUAUUUUACUAUACAUGCGGUCUGCUCCUCUCAGCCAUUAACAUCCUAACGCAGACGUUGUUAUCGAAAACUGCAUACCCCCAUGUCUGCGAAGAUUUCCAAUUCUAUUUGCUCGCGAUCUUGGCCACGCGCAUGCACCUCUUUCUCUGGCAGACCGACCAGCAGACGCACGGCUCUGACACCCUCGUACAUAUUCCUAUGUCCGACGUGUCACCUGCAGACUCUAUGGUUACUACAGUGUGACGUCUCAUUGUAUGGUUUAUUCGGCGUCGUUCGUGGAGUGAAGCUUGGACUGAACGAGAUUAUCUAUGGGGGCUUGGUCGGGUCGAGACGCGCUUAAGUUAUAGGAUUGCAUUUUUUGUCGUACACAGGCGGGAGGUACAUUUGGAUGGACCCGUCUAUUUAUCAUCCAUGGGUGUCGAGUUUUACUGUGAGGAGCCAGAAGCACGGCAUGAUGGCAAUGUUAUGUAAUGAAGCGCCAUGACUUCAGCACAUCAAGACCCUAAAACCUCACCGGGACCCU